UCCAUUAGUCUAUACAAGAUGGAAUACUCACUCGUUACAAUCUGAUCUUAGACAUAAAGCAUCCCGUGUCUUUUGUAUACCUUACAGCCUUGACUUUAGUUAAACGAACACUCCUUGAUUACCUAGUCAUCAUGAACUACACCAAGACCCAACACACCAAGCCCUACGCGGCGAUCUCCCCUUCUUUGCCCCAUCUUUCUACGAAAUCUAAAUCUGUAUUCAUUACCGGGGGCUCCGCAGGUAUCGGAAAAGCUGUCGCCCUCGCCUUCCUCGAAGCUGGUUCUUGCCAUCUCGCUAUCACCGGACGUCGGGAAGCCGUUCUCUCCGCCGCAGCUACCGAGAUAAAGACUACGUACCCCGACGCCCAGGUCCUCACUUUCGUAGCCGAUAUCGCGGAUGAAGUCGCUAUGAAUAAAGCAUUCUCCGGUGCUAAAGAAGCCUUUGGAGCUCCGAUUGACAUCGCGAUCAACGGCGCCGGUUACCUCCCCUCCCUCAAACCCCUCGCUACCUCCGAUCUCAACGAUUGGUGGCUAGGCUACGAAACCAACGUCAAGGGCGCUGCUAUCUUCGCGCGCGGCGUAGCUAAGUACGCUGCUUCCGAUGCUGUGGUUUUGCAUCUGGCAACUGCGGGCGUGAUGUUUCCGGCGAAUGGGGGAUUGCCGAUGAGUGGGUACGCAACGAGUAAACUCGCGGGUGUGAAAGUUAUGGAGUAUUUCGGUGCGGAGAAUCCCGGGUUGAGAGUGGUGAGUGUGCACCCCGGUGUGGUGACGGAGUCGGAGGGUGGGCAGAAGAUGGUUGCGCAGUCGGAUGUGGAGUGGCAGGGUGAUGAUAGUAAGUUCCCCUUUUCUGUUGUUAUUUUUUCUCUACUUGUGGUUUGUCUUGCUAAUAUAUAUGAUUUAGUUAACCUGGGAGCCCAUUUCUUGGUCUGGGCCGCGAGCAAGGAAGCUGAGUUUUUGAAGAAUAAGUUGGUCUUUGCCGCGUGGGAUGUUGAAGAGCUGAAGGCUCGGAAGGAUGAGAUUGCUCAGUCGCCUGAGCUACUCAUUGGCCUCAAUGGAUUCCCUCGUAACGUGUAGAUUAGUAGCUCCGCCUGAGUCUGGAGGGACAUGUCAAGGCCAGAUAUGACCGC
Messenger RNA from Hypoxylon trugodes, 1126 nucleotides. RefSeq names its product putative short-chain dehydrogenase. Gene Ontology annotation, molecular function: oxidoreductase activity. The transcript has a single exon. Gene Ontology annotation, cellular component: cytosol. The record is from RefSeq and is a predicted model, not a curated record. NCBI's taxonomy places the organism in Eukaryota, Fungi, Ascomycota, Sordariomycetes, Xylariales, Hypoxylaceae. Bases 132 to 1073 code for a protein of 313 amino acids.